GAGUGUUUCUUGCCAAGUAUUUUAAAAGAAAAAUCUUGACAAUGGCUUCGGCAGUGCUUAGUUCUGUUCCCACUACUGCUUCUCGUUUUGCUCUGUUGCAAGUGGAUAGUGGUAGCGGUUCCGAUUCUGAACCUGGAAAGGGCAAAGGUCGGAAUACUGGGAAGUCUCAAACAAGCAAAUCAAAUACAAAUGAGAAGAAGAGAGAAAAAAGAAGAAAAAAGAAAGAGCAGCAACAGAGUGAAGCAAAUGAGCUCAGGAAUCUUGCUUUUAAGAAAAUUCCCCAGAAAUCCUCCCAUGCAAUUUGUAACACCCAGCAUGAACUUAUGUUGUCAAAUCCAGUACGGAAGGAUUCUCGAGAAGAAAAUUGGCAAGAGUGGAGACAAAAAGAUGAACAGCUUACAUCUGAAAUGUUUGAAGCAGAUCUUGAGAAGGCAUUGUUGCUAAGUAAAUUAGAAUAUGAAGAACACAAAAAGGAGUAUGAAAAUCCUGAAACUACUUCAGCUCAGUCAAAAGUUAUAAAUAAGAAAGAUAAAAGAAAGAAUCAUCAGGGGAAAGACAAACCUGUCACAGUACCUCUAAAAGAUUUUCAGUCUGAAGAUCACAUUAGUAAAAAGACUGAGGAAUUGAUGUCUUCUCAAAGUUUAUCACAUGAUGGAGGAUUCUUCAACAGACUGGAAGAUGAUGUACAUAAAAUUCUUAGUAGAGAAAAAAGAAAAGAACAACUUACAGAAUAUAAUGGAACAGAUAAUUCUGCAGCUCAUGAAAACAACCAGGCAUUUGUUCUGAAAGAUGGAAGAAUUGAAAGAUUAAAGUUGGAACUUGAAAGGAAAGAUGUUGAAAUUCAAAAGCUGAAAAAUGUGAUUACUCAGUGGGAGGCAAAGUAUAAAGAAGUAAAAGCAAGAAAUGCCCAAUUAUUGAAAAUGCUUCAGGAAGGUGAAAUGAAAGAUAAAGCAGAAAUACUUCUGCAAGUUGAUGAAUCACAAAGUAUCAAGAAUGAACUAACUAUACAGGUGACUUCACUUCAUGCUGCAUUAGAACAAGAAAGAUCUAAAGUGAAAGUGUUACAAGCAGAAUUAGCAAAAUACCAGGGUGGCAGAAAAGGGAAACGGAACUCUGAAUCUGACCAAUGUAGGUGAUCACAUUAGCCUUUGAGCUCAGUACAAAAAUCAAAACUUUCAGGGUUUUUUAAAAAAUGUAUAUAUUUAAUGCUUUGCAACUGCUAGACUGCAUUUUUUGUUCAAAAAACUUAAAACAAUAAGCUCACUAACAGACAAUAAUUUUAUGUCCUUUUGGUGUAAAGUGAAAAGAAAAUUAGAAUUCCAGCAGAACUCAGUGUUUAUUGUUUACUGUUCAUACAUCUUAUCACUAUAGUUUUUCAUCAGUAAAUAAAAUUAAUUUACUCU
Sorex fumeus (smoky shrew) is the source of this 1403-nucleotide messenger RNA. RefSeq names its product G kinase anchoring protein 1 (gene GKAP1). Bases 42 to 1136 code for a protein of 364 amino acids. Gene Ontology annotation, biological process: signal transduction. Gene Ontology annotation, cellular component: Golgi apparatus. The record is from RefSeq and is a predicted model, not a curated record. The transcript has 11 exons. Lineage: Eukaryota; Metazoa; Chordata; Mammalia; Eulipotyphla; Soricidae.